AUGAGAAGUCGCGACAGACAUGGUGAUAGUACAAGUAUGUCUGAGCAGGAUGAUGGAACAAGGACGACGGAGGCACACCCAAAUAAAAUUUAUAUCAUGCCUAAAUCAGUGAUCAAGAAAUUGUUACGUAUGAAAGUCCUUUCUCCUCUAUGCGACUAUUCUAGAGCAGAAGAUGGGAAGAUUGGAAUUGAUGGCAAGGAACACCCCUACCUCAUUUCAUUGAGGUGGGAAACGAUGUCAAACGAUCUUACUGGUCUCGCACCAGGAGAGUACGUCCCAUCACUCACGGUCGCAGAUUACGCCUUCACCGAUACCUUGCUCAAGGGCGUUAAGCAGCAACAAAAAACGAGAUUUAUUAAGAACUUCGGAGUCACUGAGGAAGAUCUGCCAUCGGGUGAUCAUGAUGUUUUCGGGACUGGAAUAUCUGGCAGCAGCAUCAUCGGACUUUUCUUUCAAAUCAAGGGAACAAUAUCUGGAGUAAACCCCAAGGGAAUUCUUGAUAACAUGGCCAUAGCAACAAAACAACUAGAAAAAGACCUCAACAUUUUCCGUACGAUGUGUGGUGAAUUCCUGAAUCCCAUCGUGAAGUUAGCGGGAUUUGUAGCUUUCCCCAUGCUCUCCAGAUCAGAUAUCCAAAAACGUAUCAAGUGCAUUAAUUGUAGAACACGAAUCCUCGUCUUUGAAGAUCUUGCUAAACCGAGAAGUUUUAGGAGAUUUUUAGCGAGACAAGGGAUUGUGUUGGAGAAGUAUUAUCCUGAUCCUGAAUCCCAUAUCAUGAAAACAUUCAAGAAUAUAUUCGACCUGUACGUUUGUGCUGCAUCAGCUGUGGACCUACCACGUAAUCUGCAUCAACUGUUCAACAAGAGCGAAGAACAAAUGGAGAAGAUGCUGGUGCUUCUCACUCCUCAACAGAGAAAAUUGGUGAUGACUAAAUCGAAGUUUAUAUUCCUCUCUGGAGGAAGUGGAACUGGGAAGACCUUUGUCCUGAAGAAACGAGCAUUGGAAUUGGCGGCGGAAGGUGAAGUCUUGGUCAUCAAUAUAGCCGGAGGACUCUUGACUGAGGAAUUUCGACACGACUUCGAAGGCAUCCAUAAGAAACUUCUUGCCCACAUACAGCAAAACGAAGCUUCAUCAGGCUUGACCUUGCAAGCGAAGAGUUUGCAGACUUCAUCAAUGCCUGCAGCUAUUGUCUGGGGUUCGAAGAUUGUUUACUUGAACCAUAAGUGCUCUGGCCGACAUUGGGGGUAUCUCUGCAAUGAGGAGGAAAGAUGUGAAAGUAUUGAACCUGUUCUGCCCUUCCUUCUUUUGUUCGCCCUAUCAAGAGCAGGGGGAUGUGAUAUAACAGAGAUGGAGCCCAAUGCAACGGAAGGCGAUGUGAUUUACGUCCUAUUUUCGGACGACGAUCUAUUAGCUUCCUUACAGAGUCAAGUUUACAAACGACUGGGAGAAAACCUUCGAACAAAAUUCUUGCACUGCAGAGAUUUUUGGGGGUGUGAGGCUUCCUCUGUCAUCUCCGUGAAUGUUGAUGACAGUUUCCUGCUCGAAGUAUUGUCACGCGGCCGUAUUCAGCUCACUUUAGUGGACACCACCCCAAAUCAUAAAGAUUUGUGGACAGCAAUGGCCGACGAAGGACGCACGGAUGAUUGUCCCGUGAUAUUCCCCGAAUGGCCCAAAGACCACGUGAUGGACCUGCAGACUCUUCUUCGAAUGGAGGGUCAAGUGCAUUUCCUACAGGAAGGUUUCAAGGUUGAAGCAGAAUGUAAGGAGUGCGUGAAGUCUUCGUAUUUAGCACGACUCCAAAGUUAUGAAAGGAGAGGAAACUUGGAUAUUCGAAAACACCUAAACAUAUACUCUGGGAAUCGAGCAAAAUCACUUGACAAAACUCCGUGGAAGGAUGCAGCUGACAAAUAUCUGGCAGAACAUUAUCCUGAAGCUUACACAAAGGCAUAUUCGCUACCCGAGGGCUAUAUCUUGAGUAAGCAAGCAUUCAAUGAAUCUCGCUCGAGAGCUCAGAAGGGUAAAGAUGUGGGCAUAUCUGGUAGGGUGGCCACCGCCUUGGUGUUCACCAGAUUGAAAGAUGCUCUUAAGGAAGUGCCAUCUCUCACGCUUGCGGGGUAUCUCUUUGUAGACACAUUCCUGAAAGGUAUCAAGCAAGAACAAAAGGAUAAAUUCGUAAAGGAGCACGGACUCUCACAAGAAGAUCUGACACCUGGAUGUCACGAUGUAUUUGGCACUGUCAUAUCUGGCGAUGAGGUCCUGGUCCUUUUCUUUCAAAUAAGAGUGGCAACAAACUCCAAAACUGUCAACGGUCCGCUUGCUAGAAUGGCGAAACAACUCCGAAGAGAUUUCAGCAUUUUUCAGACAAUGUGUGGCGAAUUCCUAAGUACAAACGUGAAGUUAGCAGGCUUCAUGGCAUUUCCAACGUUGUCUGAAUUUGAUUUAAGGAAAUACAUCAAGUGCAGGGAAUGCAGGGCUCGGAUUCUCACCUCAACAGAUUUGAGUUCUAUGAGAAGUUUCCGCAGGUUUUUGAGGAGACAUGGGAUCCUGCUUAAAAAGUCCUGGGAUCCCAAGUCCCCAACUAUGGAAAGUUUCAAAAACAUAUUUGACUUCUACGUUUGUGCGGCAUCAUCGCUUAACCUCCCUCGCAGUCCCGUACAGUUGAUCACCCAGAGUAAGCAACAGAUGCGGCGGAUGCAAGAAUCCCUAACACCCCAAGAGACAGAGUUGGUGAUGAGUCAAUCAGAAUUCAUUUUCAUGUACGGCGGCUGCGGUACGGGAAAAACGUUCUUGCUCAAGAAAAGAGCUUUGGAGUUAGCGAAGAGCGAUGAAGUCUUGGUCAUCAAUUUCUCUGGAGGACAACUGACGAGGGAAUUUCGAUGUGAAUUCGAAGGUAGUCACAUCGUCGUGUUAGAUGGGAAGGAGAAGGACAUCCCAGAAGACUUCAAUGGGUUGUGUCACUUCCUACAGGCGGAAGGGAUGGGGAAACACGUACUGCUUGACGAAGUUCCCAUAACGUUUGGCAUUCGAGGUUGCUUGAAUGUGACGAGAUUAUCUCAACAUUGGGAGAGAAUUUGCUGUCUAAGGGGUCACAUCAAGAGUCUCACCCUAGCAUUUUGUACCUUUCAUUCCACCUACACCAGGGACAUCGAUCUGCAAUGUCUCCAGGUUCCAGGAGUCUGCAUGGUGAUGCUAGAUGCAAUGAAAAAAAAGACACGAUAUGUGACAGAUUUGAUAUUCGCUCUUGAUGACUACUCCCGCAAGAAAUUCUUCUGCUUUGAACCUAGCAUAAUACACACAGAUUUCGGCCACUCCAAGGAUGAGCUGCUGCCAACAUCGUGUACAAUUCCCCCUUGCCACAUUCUCCACGACAUAUGCUGGUCACAGUCCAUCUGUGAGAUUGUAAGAUCCUCUUAUGUCAUAGUUAAACUUUUGCAAAAGCAUUCCAUCAAACUGGAAAAGGUCCCCUUUCUUGUUGUGGACAGCAUGGAACGUCGGAAUUAUCUUGUAAAUAUUUUCCCAUGCAUACAUGACAUUAGCGUCGUUUUCUUUGACGAGAAUGGAACAGCCUGGGUAAAGGCAUGCACUAGUUCCGGUUUUGCCAUAGUGAUUGUCACUGAUGACCAAUUCCUAGGAUAUCAUCCGGACAACGUCAUCAUUAUCCUAGACCUGCCGCAAUGCAAGUGGAGAAAUUACACUCGCAUUAUAUCAUCAUGCCAUGACAAUAUUACCAUCGUCAUGGAACGUGAAAGUCUUCAUAUGGGAAAGUAUUCUUUCUUGAAACUGAAUCAUGAGGAUAUAGAAGAAAACGAGGAAAUCAAGGGAAAAUUGGAAAUAGCGCAGCAAAUACCUCAGGUGGAGAUAGCACAUGUGGACGAGAAGACGUGCCGACUGAUCCAGUUUCCCCUCACUCUUGAUGGCAAGGGUCUCCCGCUUGCCAGCAGUCCACCACGAUGCACUGUUAUCUUUGGACCGCCUUCUUCAGGGAAAAGAACCAUUCUUAGUUACAAGGUCGCUCUGAGUUAUCUUGACACGUGCCCUGAAUUUUCGAAAGUGGUUCGAUCAGAUGUUUCUUCUCCGCAAGGAAUAUUUGCAAAUGGUUGGGUAAAGAGACUCAAGGAGGAGUAUCCAAAUUCAACUAUCCAUGUUCAUGUAGACGAUUAUUCUAUUCAGGCCUCUGACACAGAGGAAGAGAUUCGGAUGUGGAGGAGGGCCUUAGAAGACUUCCAGAAUGGGGAUCAGAACAUGACUGUGACAAUUGUAUUUCAAUCCCAUGCGAGAAAUGGUCUAUGCAUAGAUAUAGACGAGCUGAGAUCCUUUCUUCAGUCCCAUUCUUGGGUGAACGUCGUCACACUCCCCAUAUCAACGUGGACUGUUCCCUCCUACACGAGCCCACAGCUUCUCACUCACAUUUCCACAAAUGAAGCCAAACUUCCCUCGAGACGAGAACGAAGAAGUCUCAACACAGCCUCCAUCCCAUCUGCCCUCGUAUUUGGACCAAAGCCCAAAUACUUCAAAUACAAAUGUACCGGCCGACAUUUGAAUUUUUCAUGCAAAGGUCAGAUGUAUUGUGAACUACUUCUGGGUGUGCUCGUCUGCUUCCGUUCCAUCCUAAACCAAGAAAUGGACCAAGAUCCCAUGCACGUGCUUGUGUCAGACGAGACACUCAUGGUAACUCUGCAGAAUUGUGCCCAAAAUGAAUCUAGGGAGAUCAUUUUUCUUCACCCAAGGGAAUUCAGAGGUAGCACUGCUGACAGCAUCGUCAUUGCGAAUGUAGAUGACAUGUGGAUGAUGGAAAGCGUCUCCAGAAGCGCAAUAUAUCUUGCCAUCAUUGAUACUUCGCCAGGUCAUAAUCAGAUUUGGGAUACUUUGGAAGAAGAAGGAUUGUUAGAUGUCUUGGAAAUCACAACUGAUCGCAUGCAAAUAGACCAAGAAACCAUCUUCAUGCUGAAUGAAAAGGACGAAUUCCUUAAGGAUACAUCUUGUGAAUCACCACAACGAAUAAGCAACGAGUUCAAUGCCUCAGGAAUGAUGUGCUGA
Darwinula stevensoni is the source of this 5037-nucleotide messenger RNA. The record is from the annotation of a GenBank genome assembly. NCBI's taxonomy places the organism in Eukaryota, Metazoa, Arthropoda, Ostracoda, Podocopida, Darwinulidae.